Molecule: messenger RNA, 2311 nt
Organism: Dermacentor andersoni
Lineage: Eukaryota; Metazoa; Arthropoda; Arachnida; Ixodida; Ixodidae
Product: transmembrane protein 115-like
Biological process (GO): retrograde vesicle-mediated transport, Golgi to endoplasmic reticulum
Cellular component (GO): Golgi apparatus; membrane
Source: RefSeq, a predicted model, not a curated record
CAGUAAGUCGAUUAGUAAUUUACAAAGUGUUGCGUUGCCUUCACAUAACCUUUUAAAAAAAGAUGGAUUAAAUCGCUUAAUCAAUGUGCAUUCUAUUUAUUUUUCUUUCCAUAGAGGGCGCUUAAGUGUGUUAGUGAAUAUUAGUGAAUAGUGUUACUGUUUAAGCUUCCUCAGAAAAGUGAAGAAGACUAACCGACAAAAUGUGACCGGACUUUUAGAAUCGAGAAAGGCUUGCUGGCAUGACCACAACCAUUGUAUGAUACCACGAAUGCGUUAAAUUUAGCGCUCUUAGCAGUAGUCCUGUAUCACGGUAGUGUCAAUGUGGUAGUUACUCUACAUUCAAUGCCUUGCCUAGAGACUCGUUAGGCAAAGCCAUUGAGUUUCCAGUGAGAAACUAUGGGUAAAGCACCUCCAUUAUCACAAUUUUUCACUGGCCGUGUAUACCAUGGAAGUCGUGGCAUAGCCCGUAGAGUUUCAUAUACUGUAGGAAACUCUAUGGCAUAGCUGGCACCAACGUUGGCGUCGUGGUGGCAUCAUUCAAACUCGGCAAGCGUCACAUCCGGUUUCUGCUGUUCUCCUCACGCGGCUUCCGGUUUCCUUCCGCAACUUGUGGGGGGGGGAAAACAGACAUGGCAGCGAGGAAGAUGGCCGCGUCCACGGUGGUGCAGCGAAACCUGCCGUACCUGCGACAGCAGUUCCUGGCCGCGCUGCAGACUUGCAGCGCGGUCGUCAAAGUGCUAAGCCUGGCCGUGUUCCUCUGCUACUUCCUCUCCUACAGCCAGGUCGCGUCGCGGGCCGUGUGCGUCACGCCGGGCUACAUCAUACCGCCCAGCUUCUGGAUAUGGACCGCGUUCACGCACGCGUUCUUCGAGAACAGCGUCUGGAUGGUGAUCGCCGACAUCGUGACCGUCGGGCUGUGCGGGAAGCUCAUCGAGCCCCUCUGGGGCGCCAUCGAGAUGCUCACUUUCUUCGCCAUCGUCAACACGAGCGUCGCGUUCCUCUCGGUCGCCUACUACAUCGUUCUUUACUCGAUCACCUGGAACCCGGACUACCUGUUCGCCGUGCGAAUCCACGGGCUGGCCGGCUAUUGCGCUGCCGUCAUGGUGGCGGUCAAGCAGAUCAUGCCCGACCACGUACUGGUACCGUUGCCGUUUGGCAAGAUCCGCAACCGGAACGUUCCCCUAACGGUGCUCCUGGGCUCGAUCAUACUGUGGGCAUGUCAGGUGCUUCGAGGCACCUACCCGGUGAUGUUUGCCUCGGGCGUGCUGUCGUCGUGGGUCUACCUGCGCUUCUACCAGCACCACAGCAACGGCAGCAAGGGUGACAUGGCGGACCACUUCACGUUUGCUAGUUUUUUUCCCAACGUGCUCCAGCCUCCCAUCGCUCUGUUCAGCAACCUCAUCUUCAACUUCUUUGUGAAGAUCAAGCUGUGUAGGAAGCCACCGCGAAAGUACAACCUGUCCAGUGGGUCUGCAUCCACCGUCACCAUCAACCUCCCGGGCACCGAUCCUCAGGAUGCAGAGCGGAGGAGGCAGAUAGCGCUGCGCGCCCUGAGCGAGCGGCUCACAAAGGUGGAACAGCAAUGGCCGCUGCUCUCCGACGAGGACCAGUCCUCGACAGCCAGCAGCAGCACGACGGCGGCGCCCUCUCUGGGCACCCCGCUGCACCAUCAAAAGCCGGGCCCUUCGGGCGAAGGGCCCGCAUCAUCUCAGGUGGCCAUCGCCAUUCCCAGCCUACCGCCGCCGUCUGCGCGAGAGAUGCCCGCCAGCCGCGAGUCGCCGCACGACAGCUCCGCCAAGGCACAGUCCUUGUUGGAUGCAUGACCCUCGACGAAUUGAGCGGCGUCCGUGUGGGUGAUUGAGUGGAAUCAUGCAUCUCCCAUCCGAAAGACUGGAGACGGAUGAGCAAGAUGUCACUCCAUAGUCACACAUUUGUAUAUAGACUGUCAAUGUGAAAAAAGAAACACGCUGAAGAAAAAACAUGUUGAUAUAAGGAAAGGGUUGCACGUCAUUCCUAUACCCUUCACCUACCAGCUGAAGAUGGGAGCUGUGUACAGAAGAGACACUCCGUAAUUAAUGAAAAUGGCUUUGGUGUGUGUGCGUGCAUGUGUGUGCAUGAAAUAAACAAUUGUUCUUUCUCGUCUUUCUUUUAGGCUGCGUGCGAAGGAGCGCACGUGUUAAUGCUGCACAGACUGCCUUUACAGGUGCUUUGGAAUCCCAUUGUGUACAGAGAAACGUGUAUUUAAGAAAAAAAAAUUAAGAGAAAAGCUUCCUGAGCGAAAUAAACAAGUGUCGUUUAGCAAUGUACAAAA